AUAAUCACUGUAAACUACACUAAAAUACAAUUAAAAUUUAACGCUGAUUUAAAAUAAGUGAAGGAGAUGGACAAGACAAUGCGGAUUCUAGUGGUUUUCAUUUUUGAAUUAUUUAUGAAUGUGAGUAUACAAGGGAGCAGUCUAGUGUCAAUGCCAGGUACACGAGUGAAGGACAGCUCACUUCAAACGCUGGAUUUGAUUGGUCAAAAGAUGUGUGUGUAUCAAUGUUCCUAUCACAGUGAUUGUAAGGCUGUUAAUUUUAACAAACGCCAGCUGACCUGUGACCUUUUGACCCGCUCCGGUCAGGAAGAUCCAGGGUAUCUCCAGCAUGAUGCUGAUUAUGUUCACAUCUAUAACAUACCCAACGACCAGAUUUCAGAUUUCUGCAAAAACAAAUCAUGCCCUGCCUAUCACCGGUGCGUUAGCGGAAAAACGAAAGCCUCAUGCAUUAUCAGUGAAUGCUCCACACAAAGUAUAUCAAUAAGGAAUGGUUUUAUAACCAAAACACGUUUGCAGAUUGGUGAUUUUUUAAAUUUUACUUGCGCAAAUGGUUACUCCAAAAGAAAUGUCAUCUUCCGGUGUCUAAGUAGCGGGAAUAUUGAAAAUGCCGAAAAAUUAGUAUGCUACAAAAAAGAAGGUCCAUGGACGAUUGCCUUCAAAAUCCAGAGUAAUAGUGGAGCCCAUCCUUUGAACGCGUUCAAUGAUACAGGGACACAACAAGAAAGAAACGUGUCUUUUCCCGCCGUCUGCGUAAGUCUGAAUAAAGAAACCGGAUGUGAUGUUCCCUACAGAACAGGGCUCAUCGAUGAUUGGGAACAACUGAACGUUCAAAACGUUCUAUUUAGUGUGACGAUUAGCUCGACAUCAAAACAAGAGAUCAUUUUUAACGGACGUGAUUCAACUAAUAUUGACUGGUUCUCCGGAACUAGGGUCAUAAACUCCUCCUGGACGGAUGUGACGUCAACACAGACUUACCUUUACUUCGGUAUUUUAGGAUGGCAAGAUACUAAUGUAAAUAGAUUUUGGUCCAUAAUGCGUAUUCAUAAUGGCUGUCCGGGAGACACUGGCUGGUUCAUCUCUUCCCACAGUCCUUCUACCGGAUGUUCUUUUGAUUUGCCCUCUCAAACAUCAAUACCCUACCCUGUGUUUAGGGCGUGUCCAGCCCCAACGGCUUGUCUAAUGGAAUCUGAGACGGUUGAAGCAGAAGCAUUUUCAGUUUUAAUUUGGGCGGAGAAUUUAAUUUGAAUGAAGACCAGCUGGAGAAAUUCAUCCAUGUAACCCUAUGUCACUAAUGGAAACGAAAAAAUAAGUUGAAUGUUCACAAUGUUACC
Molecule: messenger RNA, 1331 nt
Organism: Saccostrea cuccullata (small rock oyster)
Lineage: Eukaryota; Metazoa; Mollusca; Bivalvia; Ostreida; Ostreidae
Exons: 7
Coding region: 67-1245 (392 amino acids)
Source: RefSeq, a predicted model, not a curated record